UUGUCUGCUGUGCUCGCCCCUCCAUUGGUGGCACUGGCUUUGUCCUUCGACUUCGACUUGAAGGAGAAGCGUUUGAUGAGUCGUCGGGAGAAGCUGCCGGACUUCUUACGCACGAUGGGGCCAGAGGCAGAGGAGGGAGAGACACUGGUCAGGUUGGAGAGGUCCUCGUGGGAUUGGCUGAAGGUUGGGUCCUUUUUUCGGUGUCUUGUACGGAAUAGUAGCUUGGUUCCGCUGCGGAGGAAGCCCACUAGAAGAGAGUAAUUGAGACAGGAGUUACGUCAUGGUGUAUUAUGGUGAUUUGGAAAAUACAAUAUCGAUAUUGCAGUUUACAUCAAUACCGUCAAUUUAUAUCAAAACAUUUACAUAUUAAUUUACAUCCAUAUGCAAUUAUCCUCAUAAGAUGAUGCAAACCACAACACAAUUUCCUCUUAUCGUAUUUUCUUGAUUCUAUAAAAUGCUAUACAUUUCCAGAGAGAAGUACUCGGGACAGCCAGAGUAUCUCUCCAUAGAGAUAGAUGGAGUAGAAUUGGUCUAAAGCAGGGCUCUGGCUGUCUGUACCUUUAUGGUCUUUGAGGCUGCGUGUCUCCAUGGCCCCAGUGGAGCCCGUUUCUGACUCCACGUCAUCGACAGACGGCCGCUCAGACACAUCCGAGGGCGUGGUCUCGUCUGCUUCCUGAUGUUGCCCCGCCCCAUAGUGGUUGGAGGCUCCCCCUCCCUGCAGGGCAGCAUCCAUGGCUGCAGCGUAGCCACAAGACAGGCCAUAGUCGUCCUCCGAGAUUGGGACCUGAGGUAUUCAAUUCAUUUCAAUUCACACACAGGAGACAGACACUGAGGCCCAAAUUACAGUACUUCUAUUUGAGCCUAAUGAAACUAAUGUCCUACAUGAUUACAAAACCUAAAUGUAACAAUAUGUAUAUACAGUAUGUACACAAUAUAUUUAUUCCUAGCUACUCCAGCACCAAACCCUUCAGCGCAGUGUGUUGUGAGAUUGGCAGAGAACAGCUAGCUGCUCUAGAUUCUAAUUCUAUGGUUUGGACACCACUGUUAGGUUCUUACCUUUGACACGCCAGAGAUGAUGAGGGUGCUCCGUUUAGUGGGAGUCUUCUUGGACACCUUGCUGGCGUUCUCUGUCAGCUGUCUUAUGGCCGUGUCAGCCACCGGGUCCAGCCCAUUGGAAAGGGGACUGUCAGCUAGACACAAACAGUCACAAACACAGUCACAAAACAGUAGUCAUAUACAGUGGUUCCUCAAUUAAAAGUUGAGGUUAUACCGUGGCACAUUUGUGGUAGACUGUGGCAGAUCGUGGUAGACUGCGUCAUUGCGCCACACCAUCGCAAGGGGGAGUUAGAAUGCUGAUUUGCUUUUGGUUUCGCUCCUCUCUCUUCUAAACAAACAAACAAAUUAAAUAGUGCAGUCAGAUUUAACAUGUUAAAUUAAUAAGCACGAAUAAUAAUAUUUUUUUUAAUGGAGAAAGUUUCUAUUGUGACGAUAAGAUGUGGGCAGUAGACAAAAGAAAAACAGAAAUAAUUUUAAAAUAACAAACUGGCUUUAUUUACCACAGUGUGGAAAGAGUGAUAGCCCCUAGUUUAUAUAAAGUGAGUUUCUGAAACACUAGAGUCAUUCUUUGCUGAUGUGAAGAAGAAACUGAAUGAAAGAGUACAGGGAGGAAAAACUGACAGGCAAGUCGUCUGUAUGGGCCUCAUUUACUAGUUUAUUUAGGCUAUUACACUGAACAAAAAUAUAAACACAACAUGUAAAGUGUUGGUCACAUGUUUUUAAUGAGCUCAAAUAAGAAGAUCCCAGACAUUUUCCAUACGCACAAAAAGCUUAUUUCUCUCUAUUUUUAUGAACAAAUUUGUUUACAUCCCUGUUAGUGAGCAUUUCUACUUUGCCAAGAUAAUCCAUCCACCUGACAGGUGUGGCAUAUCAAGAAGCUGAUUAAACAGCAUUACACAGGUGCACCUUGUGAUGGGGACAAUAAAAGGUCACUCUAAAAUGUGCAGUUUUGUCACACAACACAAUGCCAUAGAUGUCUCAAGGUUUGAGGGAGAGUGCAGGAAUGUCCACCACAGCUGUUACCAGAGAAUUUAAUGUUAAUUGCUCUACCAUAAGCCGCCUCCAACGCCAUUUUAGAGAAUUUGGCAGUACGUCCACUCGGCCUCACAACCGCUGACCACGUGUAACCACGCCAGCCCAGGACCUCCACAUACGGCUUCUUCACCUGCGGGAUCGUCUGAGACCAGCCACCCGGACAGCUGAUGAAACUGUGGGUUUGCACAACUGAUGAAGUUCUGCAAAACUGUCAGAAACCAUCUCAGGGAAGCUCAUCAGCGUGCUCGUCAUCCUCACCAUGGUCUAGAGCUGACUGCAGUUUUGCGUCGUAAUCGACUUCAGCGGGCAAAUGCUCACCUUCGAUGGCCUCAUAUUUCAGUAUGAUAAUGCACGGCCCCAUGUCUCAAGGAUUUGUACACAAUUCCUGGAUGCUGAAAAUGUCCCAAUUCUUCCAUGGCCUGAAUACUCACCAGACAUUACAACCAUUGAGCAUGUUUGGGAUGCUCUGGAUCAACAUGUACGACAGCGUGUUCCAGUUCCCGCUAAUAUCCAGCAACUUCACACAGCCAUUGAAGAGGAGUGGGACAACAUUCCACAGGCCACAAUCAACAUCCUGAUCAACUCUAUGCGAAGGAGAUGUGUUGCGCUGCAUGAGGCAAAUGUUGGUCACACCAGAUAUUGACUUGUUUUCUGAUCCACGCCCCUACUUUAAAAAAAAGGUAUCUGUGACCAACAGAUGCAUAUCUGUAUUCCCAGUCAUGUGAAAUCCAUAGAUUAGGGCCUAAUUUAUUUAUUUAAAUUGACUGAUUUCCUUAUUAACUGUAACUCAGUAAAAUCUUUGAAAUUGUUGUUUUAUAUUUUUGUUCAGUGUAAUUUAUUUGAUUAGGCUUGGCCUAUUUAGUAGGCUAUUUUGCAGCAUAAAGCUAAAUUUGCCGUUGAUUUCUUAAGAGUUUGUUCACUUUAUCCCUGACCAUCUUGAAGAUGCUGAGUGUAGCAGAAGAAAGGUAGAACUGCACACUCUGCACAAUGUAUUGCUUCAGGUUCAAGCCAUCUUGCCUUUGUUUCCACUCCAGUCACAUGAUGAAAGGGUUGGCGCGAAUUGCAAGUAGCCUAACGGGGGUGAGGUGUGAGAAAUCAGCUCAUCCACUCAGCCAGGCAAACCCAAACAGUAUUAUUGUUUUUCACACUCCACAUUUGUGUGACAAAGGAUAAAUAAGGGUAAUCAUUUAGCCGCAUUAGCCUGGCCUAUGUGUGAAAAAUCCUUUGACACAUGACAUUCAGGGCUUCCCGCUUGCCCAGUAACAUCUACCAAGCUUACUGGGCCAGUUAAUCAAGCUUUCAUAUGGCCUGCUUGGCCCAGUACAUUUUCAAACUCCAAAACAGAAAGAAAAAACAUACAUAUUUGUAUUAAAUCCUUGACAAUCUUCCCGAUGUCUGACCAGUUUUUUAUGAGCAUUACUUUAUUUCACCAUAUUAACGUCAUAGUCAACAUAGCUACAUUUUAGUCAUUUAGCAGACACUCUUAUCCAGAGCGACUUACAGUUAGUGAGUGCAUACAUUAUUUGUUAUUUUAUUUUUCAUACUGGCCCCCCGUGGGAAUCGAACCCACAACCCUGGCGUUGCAAACGCCAUGCUCUACCAACUGAGCUACAUCCCUGCCGGCCAUUCCCUCCCCUACCCUGGGCCAAUUGUGCGCCACCUAAUGGGUCUCCCAGUCGCGGCCGGCUACGACCGAGCCUGGAUUUGAACCAGGAUCUCUAGUGGCACAGCGAUGCAGUGCCUUAGACCACUGCGCCACUCGGGAGGCACAGUGGCUACUAGAAGUAAUGCAUUAGUAAACCCGCUACAAUUAUGCAGUACAGUCAGCAGCAAGCACUGGCAAUAAAUUAAUAAAACCAAAAGCUUACCUUGAUUUGGAAGAGUUCCAGUGUUGGAUAGCCAUAGCCAGCUAACUAGCUAACAUAGCAUCCCUCUCUGUUUGAGUAGGCUAAACUAGCUAGCUGAAAGUGAAAAAAUGACAACUAAAUAUAGCUCUCUCUCCUCUCUUUCUUGCUUCUCCUUAAUUUUUAAAGAAAUUAAUUUGUUAAAAACGGUUCAACUAUUGUCUUUCUCUCUCUUUGAGUCAACUACUCACCACAUUUUAUGCACUGCAGUGCUAGCUAGCUGUAGCUUAUGCUUCAGUCCUAGAUUAAUUCUCUGAUCCUUUGAUUGGGUGGACAACAUGUCAGUUCAUGUUGCAAGAGCUCUGAAAGGUUGGAGGACAUCCUACGGAAGUUGUCACAAUUACUGUGUAAGUCUAUGGAAGGGGGUGAGAACCAUGAGCCUCCUAGAUUUUGUAUUGAAGUCAAUGUACCCAGAGGAGGACGGAAACUAGCUGUCCUCCGGCUACACCAUGGUGCUACCCUACAGAGUGCUGUUGAGGCUACACUGUAGACCUUCAUUGCAAAAAAGUGUGUUUUAAUCAAUUAUUUGGUGACGUGAAUAUAUUUGGUAUAGUUUUAUCUAAAAAAUUAUAACUUUUUUAAUGUUUCACUGUUCAGAUUUUUCUGAAAUUCACUGAAGAGAAUGGUCCUCCCCUUCCUCCUCUGAGGAGCCUCCACUGCGUCUGACGCUUCACACUUGUUAUCAACCAGCAUUCCCUCUCCGUCUCGAGUGAGCCCCGCCUCAGUAGGCCACGUCCUGGAUACUCGCACCAGACCAGUCUCAGCAGAAAAAAAAACAGAUUAGAUCCAAAAGCUGUUUAUUUAUCAGCUGAAUAUCAACUGUCAGGUGGCAAGAGCACACAACUCCUCACACAGCUGAUUGCUGCGCAGAAAGAAAUAUGAUCUAAUAAGCAGACCCGGCACCAGGAUAAAGUGACUAAGGGGGCGAGGGGUCUACAUUUUUUGGGGUUCUUGCAUUGGAAUUAUAUUGAAUUCUGCUUAUAUAAUCACGCUAUACUACAAUAAACACAAUUUAAAUGCAGAGACUCCGAGAUCAUUGAGUGCUUUUGAUCUCUGCUGCGCUGUAUCAGCACAAUGGAUAGUACCCUACAGCUAGGCCGUUUUGGUGGUGAAUAUAAGCUAAAAGAUAGGUCAAUUCACCUAUUACAAAGCCUAUGUGAAUGCAGCCGUACACACAGCUGUCUUACCAAAAGAAUGCAAACUAAAUGCUGAAAGUAGUAGCCUAGUUAUUCAUGCAGUCAAACAAAAAUACUGAAUAGCAGUUAGGCUUAGAAUACCAACACAACUGCAAACAGAACAAAACAGCGGUACCAAGUAUUUGUAUUUAUUAUGGAUCCCCUACUCUUCCUGGUGUCCAGCACAAUUAAGGCAGUUAUACAUUUUAAAAACAUUACAAUACAUUCAUAACAGAUUUCAUAACAUAUUAGAGGGCGGCAGGUAGCUUAGUGGUUAAGAGCGUUGUGCCAGUAACCGAAAGGUCGCUGGUUCUAAUCCCCGAGCCGACUAGGUGAAAAAUCUGUCGAUGUGCCCUUGAGCAAGGCUCUUAACCCUAAUUGCUCCUGUAAGUCGCUCUGGAUAAGAGCGUCUGCUAAAUGACCAUUUAUUAUAAUUAUUAUUAUAUUAUAUUAAGUGUGCCCCCUCAGGCCUCUACUCUACUACCACAUAUCUAUAACACAAAAUCCAUGUGUAUGUGUGUGUAUAGUGUGUAUGUUAUCGUGUGUUUGUAUGCAUGCGUCUAUGACUGUGUUGCUUCACAGUAGUAGGCCUUGUAAAUAAAAUAUCAGCACCCUGCAGCUUCCUCAGCACCCCUACUUCCCGCAGCUAUGCUGAGGGGGCUAAGCCCCGUUUAGCCCCCUCAUCGAGCCGUGCCUCUAAUAAGCCCAGUCAUUGCGCAACAUUCCUAAAUGCAAUCUCGGGAAAAUACAUCAGUGUUGAUGGCAAUUAUUGAAAAGAGCUGGAUCCCAUCUUUUCAAUUCUGUAUUAUUUAUUUCUCAACUACAAUUAUUGCGCAACUGGCAGCGUUUUACAAUCUUGAGUGUCUGGCAUGACAAUAAAAAAAGCAAUAUGUUACUGGGCUAAUUUCUGGAGGGGAAUAUUACAUUUGAAACAGUUUAAAAUAGGCUAUAUGUUAUCAUUGAGAGGGGAGAUGGUUUUAUUUUUAGUUUUCUGAACAAUCAGUAUAAAUAUCUGAUCUUAUGGUUGGUUAUAAUAUAAGGUUCUUGCCCAGACUGCAAAUGAACCAUGAAAUCACCCACGAUAUAUAUUCUGUGUGCAUAACUUGCUUUCCUGUGAUCUUGGCCCGGGCCAGUCAUUUUCUCAAUCGGGACAGUAGUUUUCACUUGGUACUGGCCGUGUCCCAGUGCGUCACUGGCAAAUGUACCUGGAUGUCAAGCCCUGGACUGGUACCCAGGCUAACUACCUUCCAUUUUUGAAGACAUUUAUUUUCAUUGUUAGAGCGGCCACUUGAGAUCUUAUGAGUUGAAAUUAAGCAAAUAAAACGUAUAAUAGGUCAUGAUUUAUAUAUAUCAAAUAGAUAGAAGCAUCUACAGUAUUUUUUCAUCAUCAUCUUAGCAAAGAGCAAUUUCUCAAGCAAUAAUUUUGCUAGGACUGUCUGAGAGUGGUCUUUGGGGAGGGGGAAACUGAAAACUAGCUGUUAUUGUUAUUGGCAGAGAGGUUGGGAACUCUCUUUCUUAUUGGUCUCUCAACUAAUUUACCGCCUGGUGAUGUCACUGGGCCUUUAAUAAAAUAAUUAUACAAAAUAUUCUGUUUCAAAAUGCAGAUGUUUAUUUAAACUAGCUGUCCUCCGGCUACACCAUGGUGCUACCCUACAGAGUGCUGUUGAGGCUACACUGUAGACCUUCAUUGCUGUUCAAGCUGUUUAUUUAUCAGCUGAAUAUCAAAAAUCGGAGUAAUUUACAGUACUGUAUGUACAUUGUCCCACAGUCCUACAUUUUAGUUGCAUUUCCCCCCAGCUCCACGACCACGGGUGAAACUUUGCUGAGAUGAUCAAUGUAUUUGUUACGACUGCAUCGUCAGUUUCUCGAGCCAAAAUGUCUUGAUGGCCUUCACAAGUCCAUCUUAGCUUGUAAGUUUGGCAGCUGUACGGAUGUAUUAGUAUUAUUAUUAUUUAUAUAUAUUUUAUGCCAAACAAGUUCUAUUAGGUUCAAAUCAGGAGACCUAAAGUAAAAAAAACAAAAAAACACUUAGAUAUACUGUAGGCCUACAGUCGAUUUUAUUACACAGUAGGCCUACCCAUUGAUGGUGUAUGUAUUUCUUUGUUGAAAAUGCACCGAAACCCAAAUAAUAUAAUAUGCCAUUUAGCAGACGCUUUUAUCCAAAGCGACUUACAAUCAUGUGUGCAUACAUUUUUACGUAUGGGUGGUCCUGGGGAUCGAACCCACUACCCUGGCGUUACAAGGUUCUGGUUCAUUUUCAAGUCCUCUGGUGGUUAGAGUCCUAACCCUGGAAUGGGUAGCAAUGUAGAAAGAAGCUGGUUUGCUGAAAACUAUGUCCAUUCUGUGUUUUGGGCAGGGUGAGGAGGACUGGAAAGGUGUGACUCCAGGUUACAAUAGGCCAUAAGUAUACAGCACUCCCACUGUCCUCACUUUGAUUAUACUGUAGCACUUAGCACCAUGACCAGGAUCUCUUUAAUUGAGCAGAUUAGGGCAUUCAGGAGGAACGGAAAAUCUACUGGAGACAUUUAAAAAAUACUGUUAGACUUGGGGAUUACGGUCACAGACAGUGCUAUUCGAAAACACUAUCGUCAGAUGCCUGUGUUACGCCAAACGGGAAAGCCCAGGAAAAUCUACUGACCCAGUCUGUAAUACAUACAUGUUUCAAGCAGACCACCAUAGUCCCUGUGCCCAAGAAUGCUAAGGUAACCUGCCUAAAUGACUAUCACCCCGUAGCCCUCACAUCUGUAGCCGUGAAAUUAUUUUUAAAAGGCUGAUCAUGGCUCACAUCAACACUAUUAUCCCAGACACCCUUGACCCACACCAAUUCGCAUACCGCCCCAAGAGAUCCGCAGAUUACGUAAUCUCUAUUGCACUCCACACUGCCCUCUCCCACAUGGACAAGAGGAACACCUAUGUUAAAAUUCUGUUCAUUGAAUAUAGCUCAGAGUUCAACACCAUAGUGCCCUCCAAGCUCAUCACUACGCUAAGGACCCUGGGACUAAACACCUCCCUCUGCAACUGGAUCCUUGACUUCCUGACGGGCCACCACCCAGGUGGUGAGGGUAGGCAACAACACAUCCAACGGUGGUAGGCUGAUCACAGACAAUGAUGAGACAGCCUAUAGGGUGGUGCCAGGACAACAACCUCUCUCUCAACGUCAGCAAGACAAAGGACCUAAUCGUGGACAACAGGAAAUGGAGGGACAAGCACGCCCCCAUUCACAUCAACACGGCUGUAGUGGAGCGGGUCGCGAGCUUCAAGUUCCUCGGUGUCCACAUCUCUAAGGAUCUAUCAUGGUCCAAACACACCAACAUGGUCGUAAAGAGGGCACGACAACGCCUCUUCCCCCCUCAGGAGGCUGAAAAGAUUUGGAAUAGGCCCUCAGAUCCUCAAAUAGCUUUACAGCUGCACCAUUGCGAGCAUCUUGACUGGCUGCAUCACCACUUGGUAUGGCAACUGAUUGGCAUCCGACCGCAAUUCGCUACAGAGGGCAGUGCGUACGGCCCAGUAUAUCACUGGGGCCGAGCUCUCUGCCAUCCAGGACCUCUAUACCAGGCGGUGUCAGAGGAAGGCCCUAAAAUUGUCAAAGACUCCAGCCACCCUACUCAUAGACUGUUCUCUCUACUACUGCACGGCAAGCGGUACCAAUGCACCAAAUCUGGAAGCAACAGGACCCUGAACAGCUUCUACCCCCAAGCCAUAAGACUGCUAAAUAGUUAACCAAAUAGCUACCGGGACUAACUAUUUAACAAUCUGCAUUGACCCUUUUUGCACAAACUUUGUUUGACUCAUCACAUACAGCUAGUGUUUAUUAUCUAUCCUGUUGCCUAGUCACUUUAUUCCUAGUUAUCUGUACAUAUCCAUCUCAAAUACCUCGUACCCCUGCACAUUGACUCGGUACUGGUACCCUGUGUACACGUCCCUCCGUGUAGCUCAGUUGGUAGAGCAUGGCGCUUGCAACGCCAGGGUUGUGGGUUCGAUUCUCACGGGGGGCCAGUAUGAAAAUGUAUGCACUCACUAACUGUAAGUCGCUCUGGAUAAGAGCGUCUGCUAAAUGACUCAAAUGUAAAAUGUAUAUAGCUAAGUUAUCGUUACUCAUUGUGUAUUUAUAUAUUACUUUUAUUAUUUCUCUAUAAUCUCUCGCUCUGCAUUGUUGGGAAGGGCCCGUAAGUAAGCAUUUCACUAUUAGUCUACACCUGUAGUUUACAAAGCAUGUGACGAAUACAUUUUGAUUUGAUUUGAUGAACAGGUACAGUAGGGUACAGUAGGCCUAAUAAUGCAAAGAAAUAUGUUUAAAGAAAUCUACUGCUAUCUUUACUGUAUGCUGCACAUUUCUAUAUUGCUUUUGCAGCAAGACUAUUCAAGCCCUCUACUCACUGAUGGAUGAAGAUGAUGAGCGAUCAGUGAAGGUGAUCAGGAAUCUACUGGCAUCAUGGCACAACGUCAACAUCGCUUUAAUCACAGUGAGAAGACAGUUGAAGAAACUUGAGUGGAAAGGCUUGGUAAGAAAAAUUAUGUUUUUGUGAAGGCCAUGUAGGCUAAUAUAAUAUAUUAUAUAACGCUACCUAUUAUAUAUAUAUAUAUAUAUAUAUAUAUAUAUAUAUUUUUUAUAUUUUUUUUAUUUUUUUACAGAACAUGAAAUGUGUAUUCUCUUGUUGUGUACUGUAAUUUCAUUCUGGGCUCUGGGCAGUAUCAUUCCGCUCAUCUGAUGAAGUUGCACAUGGAGCAGAUUCAAACUUUGAAGACCCGAGAUCGAGUCAUUAAAGGGAGACCAGCAGAAAGAGAAACAUUCUAUGAGGGCAGAGAUACGGGCGACAGCUGAUGCAUUGGUCCAGAGCCAGGCGGCAUUGACUGAACGCAAGGCUGUAUUGGUGGAGAGUUAGGUGGAGAAUGACUCGCUGAAGAGGGCGAGGGACGAGAUGGAGUCACAAUCCAUGCCAGGCACACCUGUGCUAGAACUCCACCUCCAACAGGCAGAGGCAACUACCAUGGCUGGUUUGUCAGAUCGUCGGUUCACCCUGAUAUUUCCAUUCCUCUUCUGACACCAGAACUUGACGAACUGCUGACCAAGCACAGCAAGGGCCGUCCUUACCGUUAUGCUAUUCCAAGAAUGUGUAACUGA
Messenger RNA from Coregonus sp. 'balchen', 10292 nucleotides. Lineage: Eukaryota; Metazoa; Chordata; Actinopteri; Salmoniformes; Salmonidae. The record is from the annotation of a GenBank genome assembly.